Messenger RNA from Daldinia caldariorum, 1729 nucleotides. Its product is annotated as acyl-CoA N-acyltransferase. NCBI's taxonomy places the organism in Eukaryota, Fungi, Ascomycota, Sordariomycetes, Xylariales, Hypoxylaceae. The record is from RefSeq and is a predicted model, not a curated record. The transcript has 4 exons. The coding region runs from base 380 to 1063 and encodes 227 amino acids. Gene Ontology annotation, molecular function: acyltransferase activity, transferring groups other than amino-acyl groups.
GGUACCCUCUUAUAUGAUAGCGCCGUCCAAGUUUACUAGGAAAUAAAUCAGGUUAGGUACCUCUUACCUUUAGGUAGGUUUAUCAGCAAACUACGGCUUCCCGAACAUCAACUGCUAUCCCGAGGUACUCCCGAAUAGGUAGGUAUAACAGGUACCUAGUCUUAUCUAAUACUUGCCCGGUCUACCAUUGCCCUCUUGCCACUGCAGACUCAUUUUCAAUUUAUACCAGGUAGGUACACAUUUUUGUUUGUUUGUUUGUAGAUAUAUGCUGUGUUAUAUUUGAUACAGCGGUGUAAUUGUUGAUUGAUAUUUUACCGAGCAACUAGCGUUACGUUUUGUCUUGUGAAGCCGGAAGAUUCCACCAAAUCGGAUAUUCACCAUGCCAAUCCGAGUUUCUCCUCUCGCCGAGGCAGAUAUCCCGGGUGCCGUAUCAGCCAUCCAACAAGCAUUUGCGGAUGAUCCAUACAACAACUGGAUCUUUGAUAAAUCUACGUUUAACCCUCGACGCAACGCAGCCUCUCUCAGCAUUCGAUGCCGAUGGGGUAUGCGUAACGGCAUCUUCCACGUCGCUAAGGAAGAAGGCAGCGACGAAGUACUUGGCGUCGCUUGCUGGUUAAGACCAGAAAGGGCGGGCCAACCGCAGAGCUGGUACGACUGGACCGAAAGCUGGCGGCUGUGGCUUAGCCAACUCGGGAUGAACCUCUACUACGGCCGAGGCGGUCUCAAUGUGAAGCGUUAUUACAUAUGGAAAGAAGCCCAGGCCGAGGUUCAAUCCGCCGUCUGGACAGACCCGCGAGGUUACUAUUUUCUCAACAUUAUGGUUGUGGUACCCAAAGCCCAAAAUAGAGGAAUAGGCCGGCUCAUGAUGGAAGCUGUCACCAAGCAAGCCGAUGCCGAGGGUAUGAAUUGCUACCUCGAGUCUAGCCGGGACGUUCCUAAUAUGCAAAUCUAUGGCCGCUUCGGGUUCAAGUUCGCGAAGGAGCUAGAGUGUGAUGACGAGGGCAUAGCCAUCAAGCUAUUUGCUAUGGUUAGGGAACCCAAUGCUGCACCGCAGAUGAAUUGACAGGUCCAUUUCGUGCCCUUGGAUCUGAGUACACCUCGACCUCAGCAGACGAGAAUCUCGAAUGGGUUUAGACUUGAGAAGUCCAUGCUGCUGAUAGCCACCUUAUGUAUGUUGUCCUAGGAUUAUAUUACUGGUGCCGAAGGCGACACCAGCUACAGCGAAGACCUGCCGAGGCGAGGCUGUCUCUUAGCCGGCUUUCCAGCGGAUUAUGGUGGAUGGUAUGCCGGAAUAGUGUAGAGUUUGACGGGAAAGGUUUCACUACGACAAGUCCGUUGCGUUAUUUAUUCAGCCACCGCGUGUCAAUAGGGGGCCUUUAUAGAAGCUAGGUGUAAGUGCCUUAGGUACCUAUGUUUUCGCUAGCUUCUCACACUUUAGAUGCAGGCAUUUAAACAUUGGACGAAUUGAUAUCUUAAAUGCCGAGCAACGUGGUAACUUCACAGCGUACUCUGGCUGUCCCUUCAUACGAAAUAUGUUAGUAGAUGGUGAGUCAACUGGGUCUUAUUGACUACGAUUACUAUUUCUUAUGAUGUAGGAAUUAUGAUACAUUAUAGUAUUCUAGGUUCUUAUAAGAUUCAUCAUCUAAUAUCCGUCUAGUAUUAAGUGAGGUCAAAUUCAUAGAAUAAUUAUCUAAUUGCUGCCAACAGUAAUGACGUCGCUAUCUAAGGA